Mytilinidion resinicola is the source of this 633-nucleotide messenger RNA. RefSeq lists its product as uncharacterized. The transcript has a single exon. Bases 123 to 452 code for a protein of 109 amino acids. The record is from RefSeq and is a predicted model, not a curated record. Lineage: Eukaryota; Fungi; Ascomycota; Dothideomycetes; Mytilinidiales; Mytilinidiaceae.
GUGCGGCGCGAGAUCGGAGGCGGGCGGGUAUAUAGAGUCGUUGCCCCCUCGAGUUGGGGGAUUCUUUUUUUCCAGGAAGCAGAGGGGGGGUUGAAGAACGAAGACAGAAAGAGGCGACGGGUAUGUGGGUGUGUGUGUGGGUCGGUGUUUGGGUGCUCAACAAUGCUGCCCUGAUGGAAAUGGUUGGUGUGGUUGGAGUUGGAACAAACGGGCUUCCAAAACAGUCACAUGUUUGGCUUGUCUGGAGGCUGGGAGAUGAGGUUGGGGAGUCUUCCAAAAGACGUUUCUACGCAUGUGGAGUAGAAUUCGCUUUCUUGGAUUAUCCAGGCCUGGACGACUUCCACUCGCGUAGACAAGGUCGUUCCAAUGCUCCUCGAACAAUUCACCAAACAGUCAGUGGCCAUGACUGGAAGUGUGUGUGGAAAAAACACCAACCUGCUGGCUUCGUAUGAGCUUCCGUGUCUCAAGUCAUCGACUACACCUACUCCGCGAUGGGUCUCGUCUAAAGAAGAGAUUCCAGGACAGGCGGUUACCAAAUCCGCUAAGGAAAAGUUAUGGGUGGCACAGAUCGGUGCAGUGGUCAAAAUGGAGUCUGUCAAAGGUCUGACGCUGCUCGUUUUUUGAUAAAAUGGA